Messenger RNA from Oldenlandia corymbosa var. corymbosa, 1329 nucleotides. The record is from the annotation of a GenBank genome assembly. Lineage: Eukaryota; Viridiplantae; Streptophyta; Magnoliopsida; Gentianales; Rubiaceae.
AUGGGAUUCUCGAAAUUUCCUGUGCGUUAUGGGAUCGUGCUCUUGACUUUUGUCUGCACUUUCGUCUGUUACAUAGAACGCGUGGGGUUUUCUAUAGCUUACACUAUUGCAGCUGAUGCUGCAAAUGUAAAUCAAACAAGCAAAGGCAUGAUACUUUCUACAUUUUAUUAUGGUUAUGCUUGUUCCCAAGUGCCUGGUGGUUGGGCAGCUCAAAAAGUUGGGGGUAGGCGAGUUCUCCUUCUUUCGUUCGUGCUGUGGUCUGCCACUUGUGCUCUGGUACCACUAGAUCCGAACCGAGUACUGCUGUUGGUUAUUGCUCGCUUGCUUGUUGGUGUGGCUCAGGGAUUUAUAUUUCCUUCUAUACACACUGUGCUUGCACAGUGGGUGCCUCCACAUGAGAGAUCAAGAUCAGUAUCUCUUACUACAUCUGGAAUGUAUUUUGGUGCUGCAGUUGGAAUGCUCAUUCUUCCUACCGUUGUGAAGUUUUGGGGUCCUCAAUCUGUAUUUCUGGCCGAAGCUGCCCUAGGUGCCUGGUGGUCUCUACUUUGGUACAAGUAUUCCAGUGAUCCACCACGAUCUGAGCAUCCAAAAGCAACUGCUGCUGGUUUUGGGGAGACCCUGCUACCUGUGAAAGGGCAUCAAAAGACAAAAUUACAAAAUGGAGGACAUUCAGUUAGAACUCAAAGCAUUCCAUGGAGGAAAAUUACCCUCAGCCUUCCUGUGUGGGCAAUUGUUGUGAAUAAUUUCACUUUUCAUUAUGCUCUUUAUGUGCUUAUGAACUGGCUUCCUACGUACUUUGAAUUAGGUCUUCAGCUUAGUCUUCAAGAAAUGGGUUCUUCAAAGAUGAUGCCUUACUUUAACAUGUUUAUGUUUUCAAAUAUUGGUGGGGUGAUUGCUGAUCACUUGAUCACAAGACGAAUCCUCUGUGUCACUAAAACAAGAAAACUUCUAAAUACUGUUGGAUUUCUUGUCGCAUCUAUUGCCCUGGUGACUCUUCCUUACUUCAGAACGUCGGAUGGAGUUGUGUUUUGUUCUUCUGUGGCUCUUGGCUUCUUGGCUUUGGGAAGAGCUGGAUUCGCCGUUAACCAUAUGGAUAUUGCUCCGAGAUAUGCUGGAAUAGUGAUGGGGGUUUCUAAUACAGCUGGUACUUUAGCUGGGAUAGUAGGUGUAGAUCUUACUGGCCGACUCCUGGAAGCUGCUAAAGCUGCUAACUUGGACCUAACUAGCCCAGAUAGCUGGAAAGCAGUGUUUUCAAUCCCUGGCAUUCUUUGUGUAUUGAGCUCUUUUGUUUUUCUGCUAUUUUCUACUGGAGAAAGAGUUUUUGACUGA